This is a messenger RNA of Pistacia vera, 1438 nucleotides long. RefSeq names its product transcription factor MYB80-like. The transcript is spliced from 3 exons. NCBI's taxonomy places the organism in Eukaryota, Viridiplantae, Streptophyta, Magnoliopsida, Sapindales, Anacardiaceae. The record is from RefSeq and is a predicted model, not a curated record. Bases 310 to 1290 code for a protein of 326 amino acids.
AGAGAGAGAGCUGACCAGGCGUCUCGUGGGUGAGCUACCGGUCUAUCUCUCACACGCUCAAUGGCGUUGAAUUUUUUAAUAUAAUCAUGCACCUUUGAUGUGAUUUCUAUCUUUCUUCAUACAAACAACAAUUCCAUGCACGUAUAUCCUAACCCCUUUUCACAUAUAUAUAACAAUAUCACUCACCAUUUCUUUUCUCAGUGACCAAACAAAACAAUUCAUUCCCCCCUUUUUCUUUACUAUAACCACCAUCGACAUUUCUAGUUAAAAAUAAGCAAAGUGUGUUAGAAAAAAAGAUUUAAGUUAGAGAUGGGACGCAUACCGUGUUGCGAGAAGGACAAUGUGAAAAGAGGGCAAUGGACUCCUGAAGAAGACAACAAGCUUUCUUCUUAUAUUGCCCAACAUGGCACUCGCAACUGGCGCCUCAUCCCCAAGAAUGCCGGUCUCCAGAGAUGUGGGAAGAGCUGCCGGCUGCGUUGGACGAAUUACCUUCGUCCUGAUCUCAAGCAUGGGCAGUUUUCAGAAGCGGAAGAACAGGCCAUUGUGAAGCUACACUCUGUUGUUGGCAAUCGAUGGGCACUGAUUGCAGCUCAGCUACCCGGCCGGACGGACAAUGAUGUUAAAAAUCAUUGGAAUACCAAGUUGAAAAAGAAGCUUUCAGGCAUGGGUAUCGAUCCGGUUACCCACAAGCCGUUUUCCCACCUGAUGGCGGAAAUUGCCACCACGCUGGCACCGCCUCAGGUGGCUCAUCUUGCGGAAGCAGCCCUCGGCUGCUUCAAAGAUGAAAUGCUCCACCUGCUAACUAAGAAAAGAAUAGACUUCCAGCUCCAACAAUCGGCACCAAUGAACACUACAGCCACUUACGUUACGAGUAAAAAUGAUGAAAAAGAUGACACUACCGAAAAGAUCAAGCUAAAUCUAUCAAGGGCAAUACAAGAGCCUGAAAUGCUGCCAUCGAACAAGCCCUGGGACCCUACAGGAGCAAUGUCGGCAAAUUUUGCCGGAGGCUGCAGUGGUUUCCCUAUAUCUGAUAAUGGAUUUCACUACGGCACAACAUCAUUUGGUAAUGAUGGAGCUGCAUCAUCAACAUGGAGCCAGAGUAUGUGUACUGGAAGUGGAAGCACAUGUACAGCCCGAGAACAACAAAGGCGGCUGCAUGGAAAGGUUGAAGAUGACAGUUGCGAGGAGUCCGAAGGUGGAAAAGGAAUCAGGAAUGGAUCCACCAUAUUCAAUACAGAUUGUGUCUUAUGGGAUUUACCAUCUGAUGAUCUAAUGAAUCACAUUGUUUAGGAAUGCUUAUAAAGCAGAGGAAAGAAGGCAGAAUUCCUACUAUAUGAAGAACAAUAAACUCAACCUCAGUGAUAGAAGAUACAGAUGUAAAUAAAACUCAUUUACAACUUAUGAUAGAAUUUACUCUGAAAAUAAUUUUUUCUCACUA